AUGCACGCCCAAACUUUGGUUCUUGGCCUCCUAGGCCAGGCUGUACUUCUCCUUGCCGCCCCCCUCAAGCCCAGAGCAGUCAUUGAAAGGCGUAAUGACCUCGACAACAUCCAAGCAACCCUCGCACCAAUCUUCGCCUCGCUUCAAAACGUCGAUGUUGCAGUCCUUGGCCUUGGCACUCCCGCCUCAGCAGCCAACUUACUUGCCGCCUCUCAACAAGUCCAGGUUUCCCUCAACCAGGCCACCGUGAACGUCCGAGCCAUUGGAGACCUUUCCGCCGCCAAAUCCCUCAAACUGCGCCAAACAACAGACAGCCUUGCCUCCCAGACAAGAAGUACACUCAAUGACCUGGUUGCUCGGAAGCCUAUCCUCGACCAGCUUGGCGUUAGCAAUGUUGCCCUACAGUCCCUCCAACAGCAGCGGGUCGCUACCAUGUCGCUGAGUCAAGCACUAGCCGAAAAGGUCCCCAGAGUCGGACAAAAAGAUGCCACAGCAGACCAGAUCAGCCUGCAGGCUAUUUUCAACCAGGCAAUCGCUGCUUUCUCUAUUCCUGCGACUCCCGGCGCUGCGGUUCCCGCCCCCGCCGUCCCCGCCACUACUCCUCCAAUUAUGGCGAUAGCUGUACCGCCUCCCCAGAGGAAAUCUUCCACCCGUCGCAAGGAUAAGAAGAAGGCAAAGAACAACAUGGUCGAUGGCGUUGCCCUAGCUUAG
Colletotrichum spaethianum is the source of this 711-nucleotide messenger RNA. RefSeq lists its product as uncharacterized. The transcript has a single exon. Lineage: Eukaryota; Fungi; Ascomycota; Sordariomycetes; Glomerellales; Glomerellaceae. The record is from RefSeq and is a predicted model, not a curated record. Bases 1 to 711 code for a protein of 236 amino acids. Gene Ontology annotation, cellular component: extracellular region.